Molecule: messenger RNA, 1023 nt
Organism: Cucurbita moschata (crookneck pumpkin)
Lineage: Eukaryota; Viridiplantae; Streptophyta; Magnoliopsida; Cucurbitales; Cucurbitaceae
Product: natterin-1-like
Exons: 2
Coding region: 58-921 (287 amino acids)
Cellular component (GO): extracellular region
Source: RefSeq, a predicted model, not a curated record
AUACGUUUUACCCAAAUAUGUUGCAUUUAAAGGUGACAAUGGAAGUUACAUUCAGGCAUGUUGGUUUCAAGGCCUUCCAUAUCUCCAAUUCUCGCUAAUGAUAUUGGAGACCCAAAAGUGGGAAAUGAAGUUUCAACAACAAAUGAUGGAAAUGUUCGUAUUAAGUCUAAUCACUUUGGAAAAUUAUGGAGACGGAGUCCAAAUUGGAUUUGGGCAGAUUUAAAUGACACCACUGGAAAUAACAAAGAUACAUUAUUUUGGCCUGUAAAAGUUGAUAACAAGUUUGUGGCGCUUCGUAAUUUGGGUAACAAUUAUUUUUGUAAGAGGCUCACAACAGAGGGUAAGACAAAUUGUCUUAAUGCUGGUGUCCCCACCAUCACUAAGGAAGCACGCUUGGAGAUACAAGAGUUGGUUCUUUCCAGAAGCAUCUAUAAUGUCAUAUUUCAUCUUUUGAAUGCACGAAUUUAUGGACAACAUGUCAUCACCAUGGCCAAUGGAGAUGCUAGCAAUAAUUCCAGUAAAGAAAACACUAUAGAUAUGAAGCUUUGUUACACGAUUUUUGAGAGUAAUAGAUGGUCUUCCACUGUUUCUGCUAAACUCUGUGUACAGACAACAGUUCAAACGGGUAUUCCACUAAUUGCAGAGAGAAAAAUUGAAAUGUCUGCGGAGUUUUCUGGUGAAUAUACAUGGAGAGAAACUAAAUCAAAAUCAUCUGAGAUAGAGACUGUUUACACGGUAACUGUGCCACCCAUGUCUAGGGUGAGAGUGAGUCUACUCGCAACAAAAGGUCAAUGCGAUGUCCCAUAUUCGUAUACUCAACGUGACACUCUUAUGAAUGGGGACCAAGUGACUAAUUAUUACGAUGAUGGAAUUUAUACUGCCGUCAAUUGCUACAACUUCAAAUAUGAGACUAAGCAAUAGCUGCUGUAAGGUGUUUGCUUUGCACGGGUAUAAGUAUUUGGGUUGACACGAAUCAUUCUCUCUUAAUUAUAAUCUAAGAGGUUGACUUUAAAUAAGGUUAUG